AUGAGAUCAAGAAUGUCUCUCGUACCGAAGUUAUUUUCCCACUGGUGGGAAACUUUGGAGCGUCCUCACCAUCUGGUGAACCAACACUUCGGAGUGCCCUGGAAUCCUGACCAAAUGUUCCGUGACAUGGAGCGGAAUUUCCGCGAGAUGGAGAGAAGAUUUCCAUCAGCGUACUACAGACCUUGGGCUGACUUGAUGAGAGAAGAUGGCAAAGGAGCCUCCACCAUAAAAGCCGACAAAGACAAGUUCCAAGUGGCCUUGGACGUCGAGCAGUUCAAGCCCGAGGAGAUCAACGUCAAGAUUCGGGACAACUUCAUCGUCGUCGAGGGCAAACACGAGGAGAAGCGAGACGACCAUGGAAUCGUGUCCAGACAGUUUGUCAGGAAGUACAUGAUUCCGGAGCAAUGCGACCCGGAGAAGGCUACCAGUGCGCUCUCCACGGACGGAGUGCUCACCAUCACUGCUCCCAGGAAGCCUGAAGCCAUCGAGGACAAGAAGGAGAUACCCAUCAAGAUUGAACACACUGGGAAACCUUCUAUCGAACAUCAGGAACAAAAGAAAGUCGCUGCCAAACAGUAA
This is a messenger RNA of Cotesia congregata, 579 nucleotides long. The record is from the annotation of a GenBank genome assembly. NCBI's taxonomy places the organism in Eukaryota, Metazoa, Arthropoda, Insecta, Hymenoptera, Braconidae.